CAGAGUCCCUAGGGAUAGUGCGCUCAGACUAAAGGCAAUUUCCAUAAAGCACAGGUCUCACCAAGUUCAUCAUUAGCCAAAUCCAGUAUCAUUGAAAUUCAGCAUUACUGUUAGAAGAGUGCACGUCUCAGCUACAAAAGUAGUCUAUUCCGAAAGUUAUCCCUUUAUUCAGGAUGAAUUAUAAAAGCUGUCACUGACUCUAUUCCAAGACCUCAGGUAGUUUAGUCUCUUGAAUAUUAUAAGGUGAUAGUCAUCUCCAAUGUCCUUCAACUAAAAUAAAAGAACCAAUGUGGAAGCAGAAAAACCAAGGUGCAUAUUCCUAGGCCAUAUGUCAGUGUCAGUUGGAGAGGGUCCAUGGCCUCUCCUCUCACAGCUUUGGAUCUCUCUUUCCCCUGGAACAUCCAAGCAAGAAGGAAGCAGACCAACUGUAAUAGUUCAAGUUUUAGUAUACUGAAGGGAUGGCUGGUUGGCUUGGUACAAAGCAAAGAUCCAUUAUUUGAAUGUGAAUCAGUCAAACUCCUCUCCACUACAUCUCACUGUCUCUACACUGUUGGAUUUAAAGGCUUCUCUGUGAAGGGUUUCUCUGCAUUUUUCUCUAAGGAUCUGCAAUGGAAGUUUCCAUUUCUUUUCCUCUCUUCUUAAUGCUCAAGUCUUUCUAAGUCCUUCUCUCUCUUGGAUCUCUGAACUAAGAAUUCUGUCCUGGCAGGGUGGGGGUUAGAACGUCUGGGUGUUCCAUGACAGUUGCCCAGGUUAAUUGAUUUAAAGUGAUGGACCAAGCCCAAACAACCAGAAAGAAAAAGUUCUUGAAUGAAAGCUUCACACCCUUCAAAUGCACCCCGACAAUGCAGACUAGGAAAAGUACAGGAGAUUCUCAAGUACUGGGAAGCACAGAAAUUCUGUCUCGAUUACCUGCCUCCAUCUGGAAUGAAAAUCGAUUCGUCUUAAGGGCCUGGGCUCUCUCCAUCAGUAUUUUAGCAUUUCUUUUGCUGCUUUCUUUGUUUGAUGGAAGGCUGGCUGACAUUGAAGUGACAGAAAAUUACAAAGAAGCCCUGGGCUACUGGACCAACUGUCAGUAUCACUCCUGCCCAGAUCUAGGCAAGGUUACAGUGAAUAAACACCUGGGAAUGGGCUUCAUGAUGCUCGCCCUGGGCUCCGAGAUCUUCUGCCUCCUCUUCAUGGGCUUCUCUUUCCGGCCCAUCUUCCGAAGAAUCGUUCGCUGUGAUUUGGUCUUUAGUAUCCUCAACUUUACUACUGGGGUCCUGAUUUUCCUUAGUAUGCUGCUCUUCACCCUCGAAUGCCGUUUCCUCUCCCCGAUCAAGGUCACCUUCGUUGUCCCUUACUAUUUGUGCUGGUGUAGCUCCGUUUUGCAGUUCCUCUCAGGCAUCCUCUGCCUGAUCAACUACCGGCAAACCUUCGACGUGUCCGUCUCGUCCGUCUCGACCCUCUCGGGCUUCCACGAGCGCUCGCCGUCCGUGUUCCCGCCGCUGCCGCAGAUCCGCUCUCCCCAGUUUCGUGGCGCUAGGAAAACCCUCCGCGUGGGGAGGCGCCGGACCACCUUCCAGCUGGCGUCCCACGCCUCGGAGUAGCCCGCCCCUCUGCACUCGCUCGGCCCCUCUCCCAAUAAACCCGGCCCGCCGGCCCCUCUCCGUGUCCGAGGCCUUUCCGUCCCGUGUCCUGGGGCUGGGGGCAGGUGGGGCGGGGGGCGGAGCGAGAGAAGGGCGAACGGGCGGAGCGGGAAAAUCGGCCUGCCCGGACCCAUUGCCCGCAGAAUGGUCGCUUAAAUGUGGGGACCUCGGGGGCUUUAGCUGUAAAAAGGGAGUAGAGGGAGCGGGAUGUGAAUAAAUGCGCUCUCAGGACCCUGA
Antechinus flavipes (yellow-footed antechinus) is the source of this 1862-nucleotide messenger RNA. RefSeq lists its product as uncharacterized. The record is from RefSeq and is a predicted model, not a curated record. The coding region runs from base 768 to 1586 and encodes 272 amino acids. NCBI's taxonomy places the organism in Eukaryota, Metazoa, Chordata, Mammalia, Dasyuromorphia, Dasyuridae. The transcript is spliced from 5 exons.